Molecule: messenger RNA, 3606 nt
Organism: Cyclocybe aegerita
Lineage: Eukaryota; Fungi; Basidiomycota; Agaricomycetes; Agaricales; Hemipholiotaceae
Source: the annotation of a GenBank genome assembly
AUGCAACAGCCCAUUGACAUACCUCAGCGUAGACAGUCCUCUUCUUCUGCCGCACCCGCCGCGCUUCACUCCCAAACCAGCGAUCCGCAUGUCCUAUUCGGAUCGCCAGACCCGCUGAAUAUCCAAGACCAACUCCUCGGUGCACCUACCCCACGUUCCACCAGUCAACCUCUUCCAUCCCCCGUACAACGCAGAAGAGCAGUAUCGGCACAACAUGGUAGUCCGCGAGCCCCGCCUCGCGAACGGCAUCCCGACCACCAAUGGUCGCUCUUCGGCCAGAUGAUGGAGAACCAAGGGCAUUUCCCUGGCACCCCUAGUUCUGCACUCAGCUGGCGUGAUAUCGAUGGAGACUAUUUCACUCGCGAUUUGUCUACUUUGUACGGGUCAUCUCCUCGAGUGCAGAGUGGCAGCAACUUGCGUAGUCAGACGGGGCUGUCAGAAGAGCAAGAUGGUAUCGGCUUCAGUGACGCGUCAGAGUCAUCUCGUGUAGCAUCGGCAGACGCUUUGCAUCCAGAUGAAGAAUACGAUUCGGAUGACUACUCUUCUUCGACAUCUACUCUCCAUCUGGCAGUGUCCCCCAGACGCUCAUUCUUUUCCUUUCCCUCUCUUGAACGGGCGUGUCUCUCGGCGAUAACAAGGAACGUCUUAAAAUGCGGCAUCUCGUAUUUGCUUGCAUCUUUGUUCACAUUUUCGCCAUAUUUUUCAAGGCUGAUAGCUGACCUCAAUGCUUAUGGGCCCGGAAAGCCACCAACUAGCUCCCCCAGUGGGCAUCUGGUAGCAACGAUUGCCGUGUACUUCAAUCCUGCCAAGACAGUGGGGGCAAUGAUAGAGGCAGAUUUAUUUUGUCUCUUCGGCCUGUUCUAUGCUGCUUUUGUCUGUCUGCUGGCGAUGACUUUGUUCUGGUGGUUAGAACUCAAAUCUGGGUGGGAGUGGCUGGGUGACCUCAUAGUGGUUAUUCUCAUUGGGGUUAGCAUGAGUGUGUUGGCAUGGAUGAAAGUCUGGAUGGAAAAUCCGUCGUUCAACACAGCCUGCAGCAUGACCGCUAUUAUCAUGUUUGUCGUUCUUGUAAAAGAAGGCGAUCUAACGGAACUCCUCCAAGUGACUGCGAUUGUGCUCUUCGGUUCUGCAAUUUCCAACCUCGUCUGCUUCCUUUUGUGGCCUCAGAAUGCGAUAUCCAAUCUGCAAAACAGCAUGACGCAAACCCUGGAAUCAUUUUCGACCUUGUUACCGAUGAUUACAAAAAUCUUCCUCCUGGAAAAUGACACAGAGUCGCAUAUUUUGGACAUGGAAAAGGUUCAGAAGGCUGUUGAAAGUCAUCAAAACAGCUUUACUAGUCUCCGAAAGAACCUUCGAGAGGCUAAAAGCGAGUGGAUUUUCACUCGCGCCUAUGAGGAUGUGGCACAUGACUUUAGUGCUGGGACUGGAUCAUCCAGCGUGUCGGGACGGGAGUCAUACGAAGAAGCUGUCGAUUGUUUGAAUCGGCUUGGUCAGCAUCUCAAUGGGUUGCGUAGCGGAACGCGCCUCCAGUACGAGUUGACCAAAGCCGGUUUAAAGAGGCAGGCAGACAGACGGGGAAAUGGCGAUCUUUCUCAUCCAAGCGAUUCUCGUGCAGUCGAAGACGAACAAGUAUUGCUCAAGGCGGCGGCAGCUAUGUUUGGAGACUUGGUUGAUGAACUAGGUCCGCCCAUGCGCGCGUUGGCCUCUGCAUCCACCUCGACUCUCAAUCGCUUACAAGAGGUCUGCUUGCAAUCAAAGCAGAAUUUAAAGCGGCAUUCUGUCAUGGAACCUCAUGAAUUUGCAGAUCUUGUGGAUGGCAUAGAGGCAGCAUUAGUGCGAUUCGAAAGCACGUCAAACCAUGCCGUCCUGCGUUUAUACCGACGAAGUGACGCAAGUCAAUAUGUCCGGCCAUCCACGUCCUCGAGCGAGAGCGUCGCCGGGUCCUCUAGCGAAUCACGGCUCACCGAGGGAGACAACGAAAAUGUUUUCUUGGUGUACUUCUUUAUCUUUACCCUCCAGGAGUUUGCAAAAGAGCUGAUAUCACUCGUGGAUGCCAUCGAAAAGAUCUAUUGCUACGAGCAGAGUAUGGUUCGACGGAAGCCAUGGUGGUUUAGAAUAACGGCUACGAUCCGGCAUUGCUUCUCGAGCGUCUUCAAAACGAAAGCCGUCGAAGGUGGUCGAAGAACAAUGAACAUCAGGAAGAGUUUCUCCUAUAUGAUCCCCCCCAAUCGUAUCGCGCAUCCUUCUUUCCCAAAGGUCAAGCCACACGCUCCUGAUACAAUCCAAACGCCUGGCCGAAACCAAUUGUCAUUCUUGGGGAAGGUCUAUCAUACACUUUGGUCGAUAGGAAAACGAUUGAAAGAAAGAGACACCAAGUACGCCAUCAAGGCCGGAAUGGCAACCGCUGUGCUUGCAGCACCAGCCUUUGCGGAAGCGACUAGGCCCAUUUUUCUCGAAUACUGGGGUCAUUGGGCCUUAAUUUCUUUCUUCGUCGUCCUUUCACCCACCAUUGGUGCAACCAAUAAUUUGAGCUUGCAACGUAUUCUUGGUACUUUAUUUGGUGCGGUCUCAGCUGUAGGGAUAUACGCCUUGUUCCCAGACGAAGCUGUGAUUCUGUCAAUUUUCGGCUUCCUGUUUUCUCUCCCAUGCUACUACAUUGCCGUCGCGAAGCCGAAAUAUCUGUCUGCUUCACGAUUCGUGCUUCUCACGUACAAUCUCACAUGCCUCUACAGCUACAAUCUGAGACAAAAGGAUGUUUCCGUGCUCGACAUUGGAAUUAGUCGUGCGAUUGCAGUUGCUGCAGGCGUACUCUGGGCUGCGUUUGUGUCUCGCUUUUGGUGGCCAGCAGAGGCACGGCGAGAGUUGACGAAAUCUCUGAGCGAGUUUUGCCUGAAUAUGGGAUGGCUCUAUACACGACUAGUUGCUUCCAACUCGUUCGCACCCGAAUACCGAGAUGAGGACCAAGCCCAGCAAAACAGUACUGCUCUCGACACAAGACGAACUCGGCUUUCUAACUCGGUCCACGAGUUCAUGGCCAUGGAAUUGCAUCUGCAAAUCAAGCUCAUCGAGUUGCAAAGUCUGCUUGCACAAGCUCAGCAUGAACCGCGGUUAAAGGGCCCGUUUCCGGUGAACUUAUAUCGCCAGAUCUUAAUCAGCUUGCAGACGAUCUUGGACAAGCUGCACAGUAUGCGGUGUGUUACAACUCGCGAAGAAUGGUAUACAAGCGUCCGACACGACUUCAUCAUCCCGGUCAAUCGCGAACGGCGAGAGAUGGUUGGCAAUAUCAUGCUCAGUUUCACGACAUUAUCCGCGGCUUUUCGUCUGAAGGCGCCUCUUUCUCCGUAUCUACCUCCGGUAGAACAAUCAAGAUUAAGAUUGGUCGAGGCCAUUCGACGAUUGGAUGUGGUAAAAAAUCGUGAUGUAAAAUUCUCUCGGCAGCUUCUCUUCUUUGCGUACGCCCUUACGAUGAAGGGAGUAACUAUGGAACUGGAAUCUCUGGGGCGGAUUCUCCAGGAUGCAUUCGGCGUCAUUGGGCAAACGGCGGAUGAAUUUGAAAUGCUGUUUUACCCGGACGCAGAGUCUCAAAGGACUAUAGAACAUGUAGCAUAG